Molecule: messenger RNA, 2657 nt
Organism: Gossypium arboreum
Lineage: Eukaryota; Viridiplantae; Streptophyta; Magnoliopsida; Malvales; Malvaceae
Product: long chain acyl-CoA synthetase 7, peroxisomal-like
Exons: 24
Coding region: 181-2286 (701 amino acids)
Biological process (GO): fatty acid metabolic process
Cellular component (GO): membrane; endoplasmic reticulum
Molecular function (GO): long-chain fatty acid-CoA ligase activity
Source: RefSeq, a predicted model, not a curated record
AAGUGUGCCCAUCCGGUUUUUUUCUUUCUGAAUAUUUAUAUAUUUUUCCAAUUACUUAAAAACUCCAAAAAACAAAAAACAAAGUACAAUUAUUUUUGCAAACUUUUGCCUCUCUCGUUACGUUACCUACAUAUUCUUUUUUAUUUCAUUUUGCCGCUGAAAAAGAAACCGCCGUGAAAAAUGGAAUCUCCAGCUCAACGCCGCCUCAACGCUAUCCAAUCUCACCUCCUCCCUUCCGCCGUAUACGCCGCCGAGGAUGAAUCCUUGAUCGGACGUAAUGUUACCUCCUCCUCUUCAUCUCCACCGUUCUUUGUUGAUCAACAGUACAGUGUGGUUCUUCCUGAGAAAUUGCAAACUGGAAAAUGGAAUGUUUACAGAUCAGCUCGGUCUCCGAUGAAGCUUUUGAGUCGGUUUGAUGAUCAUCCUGAAAUCGGGACAUUGCAUGAAAACUUUGUACACGCUGUGGAGACUUAUAGAGAUUACAAGUACUUGGGAACGCGGAUUCGGGUGGAUGGAACAGUUGGGGAGUAUAAGUGGAUGACAUUUGGAGAAGCAGCUACAGCUCGGGAGGCUAUAGGUUCUGGACUUAGGUAUUAUGGGUUAGAACAAGGAGCUUGUGUUGGACUUUAUUUUAUAAACCGACCCGAGUGGAUGGUGGUUGAUCAUGCUUGUUCAGCAUAUUCGUAUAUUUCAGUUCCUUUAUACGAUACUCUAGGUCCUGAUGCUGUUAAGUUUGUUGUAAACCAUUCUGGCAUUAAAGCUAUUUUUUGUGUCCCAGAAACCUUAAAUACGCUGUUGAGUUUCAUAUCUUCUAUUCCAUCUGUACGUCUCAUAGUGGUGGUGGGAGGAGCUGAUGAACACUUACCUUCACUCCCCUCAACACCUGACGUGAAGUUCAUAUCGUAUUUAAAAUUACUUGGUCAGGGCCGCAGAAACCUGCAGCCAUUUUUCCCUCCUAAGCCUGAUGAUGUUGCGACAAUAUGCUACACCAGUGGUACUACAGGGACACCAAAGGGAGUUGUCUUGACACAUGGAAAUUUAAUUGCAAAUGCUUCUGCUUUCUGCCGAAAAGUGAAAUUCUAUCCCUCAGACGUUUACAUAUCCUAUCUUCCUUUGGCGCACAUUUAUGAACGGUCAAACCAAGUAAUCUGUUGCAACAAUGGCGUUGGGGUUGGCUUCUACCAGGGGGACAAUUUGAAACUGAUGGAUGAUUUAGCUGCUCUUAGACCAACUAUAUUUUGCAGUGUGCCUCGAUUAUAUAAUCGAAUCUAUGCUGGAAUCACCAAUGCUGUCAGCACUUCUGGUGCUUUAAAGGAGAGGCUAUUUAGAGCUGCCUACAAUUCCAAGAGGCAAGCCAUCAUGAAUGGAAGGAAUGCAUCGCCAAUUUGGGACAAAUUGGUCUUCAAUAAAAUAAAGGAAAAGCUUGGAGGUCGAGUACGUAUUCUGGGAUCCGGUGCUUCCCCUCUGUCUCCUGAUGUAAUGGACUUCUUGAGAGUGUGCUUUGGCUGUAUGUUAAUUGAGGGCUAUGGCAUGACAGAGACUUCUUGUAUCAUAACCUUGAUGGAUGUAGGGGACGUCUUAGCUGGUCAUGUUGGGUCUCCACAUGCUGCCUGUGAAGUGAAACUUGUAGAUGUUCCUGAAAUGAAUUACACCUCUGAGGACGAGCCAUAUCCUCGUGGGGAAAUUUGUGUGAGAGGUCCUAUUGUUUUUCAGGGCUACUACAAGGAUGAAGUCCAAACGAGAGAAGUAUUUGAUGAUGAUGGCUGGUUUCAUACGGGAGACAUUGGUUUGUGGUUACCUGGAGGUCGUCUCAAGAUUAUUGAUAGGAAAAAGAACAUAUUUAAGUUGGCACAAGGCGAAUACAUAGCACCGGAGAAGAUCGAGAAUGUAUAUGCGAAAUGCAAAUUUGUUUCACAAUGUUUUGUAUACGGUGAUAGUUUCAAUUCAUCUUUAGUAGCGGUAGUUGCAGUGGAACCUGAUGUUCUAAGAGACUGGGCUGCAUCUGAGGGUAUCCAGUACGAGGAUUUAGGACAGCUGUGCAAUGAUCCAAGAGCAAGGAAUGCUGUUCUCGCUGAGAUGGAUGAUGUGGGAAGGGAAGCACAGUUAAGAGGCUUUGAAUUUGCUAAAGCUGUAACUUUGGUGCCUGAACAAUUCACCUUGGAAAAUGGCCUUCUCACUCCAACAUUCAAGAUCAAGCGAUCUCAAACCAAGGAGUACUUUGCGAAAGCCAUAGCCAACAUGUAUGCUGAGCUUUCAACUUCCGAACCGGCACUUUCGAAACUAUAAAUUUGGCUUUCACUUCAAUAAAAUGCAAAAACAGAUUCAAAAAGGUGAUUCAAGUUAUAACUAUUUCAGGUAAUUACAGUUCUUGGGCUUAGAUUUGGGGUUGAGGGUUGGAUUUUUCAUAUUAAAUUUGUAUACGUUACAAUCAUUUAGAAUUACUUAUUUAGAUAAUUUUGGAUUUAAACUACUUUUUAGAUUUGGAUUGUUUUAGGAUUGGAUUUAAUUAAACAAAGUUGUGUACUUUUUAUAUUUAUGUCGGAUUCAGGUUAAUCAGGUAAGAUUUUCAAGUUUGGGUUAAAAUUUACGGGUGUAAUGAGAUUAGAUUGUUAAGUCUUGAAGCAAUACUAAUUUGGUAUUUUAUAUUGGGUAUAAAA